Molecule: messenger RNA, 3822 nt
Organism: Darwinula stevensoni
Lineage: Eukaryota; Metazoa; Arthropoda; Ostracoda; Podocopida; Darwinulidae
Source: the annotation of a GenBank genome assembly
AUGCGGCAGCUGCUCCCUCUCCCGUUCACGAGGACGAAUCCAAAUAGUCGCGAAGACUCAAAAGAAACUGCCAGCUCAAAAGCUAGAUGGAAACCCAAGCCGGGGAAGACAUUCACGAACUCCGGGUUGGCUAAGGCUAAGCGUAUAGCAUUUCCCGAGUUCAGUCGGCAACCCUAUCAAAGAUCCACGCAGCAGCGGCUCGGACAUUGGUAUGCACUUCCCUUUCUCUCUCUAUUUUCCUUGGUGUUCAGGGAAACCAAGGCGACUUGUCCCACCGAAAGCAUAUGGCCCUGCACUUGCUCCACUGAUCAUGAAAGCGACUACAUGAAUCGUUGGGAAGAUUGGAAUGGUCAUGUGAGAGUGGAUUGCUCGAAUGCCAUGGAAAGUGGGGAGAUUUUAUCUGCCUUGAGGAACGCGAAAUGGCCCUCCACGCAACUUUGGCAAUUCUACAUGAAGUUCAACAAAGGAGUUGUGGAACUUCCUGAGGGAGUCUUGGGUGACCUUUCCUUCCAAUGGAUAUAUGUGUGGGAGACCUCAUUGAAGAACAUUCAUCCGUUGGCCAUUCUCCCUUCCAGCAAAAGACUUGUGAAUCUCACCAUUAAACACAGUCGUUUGAAAGACUUUCCAUUUCAUAACCUUUCAACAUUCGACCACCUCAAAGAACUCAAUCUAGAUAACAAUACCUUGACGUCAGUCCCGGCUCUUCAGAGUGACAGCCUCGAGACACUCAUUCUUGCUCACAACAAGAUCACUCAACUUGAGGAAAACCGUUGGGCAACGCCCAACUUGCGAAAACUCAACAUCAUGUCAAAUUCAUUGACCUCGGUCCCAGCCUUCAAGUUUGAUAACCUCGAAAUACUCAAUCUAUCACAUAAUAAGAUAAUGCAAGUGAGGGUAAAUGGCUGGGCGACUCCCAACUUAAUGAAUCUUGACCUUUCAUUCAAUUCACUGACCUUCGUCCCAAGUCUCAUGAUUGACAGCCUCGAAAUACUCUCUCUAUCGUCCAACCAGAUUAGUCGAGUGGAGGAGAAUGGAUGGGCAACUCCCAAAUUGAGGAAACUCUACCUUAAAUCUAAUCCAUUGACUUCGUUGAAAGCCCUCAAGAUGGAGAGCCUUGAGAUGCUCUUUCUUUCAUUCAAUGCGAUUGCGAGAGUGGAAACGAAUGGAUGGGCAACCCCCUGUUUGAGGACUCUACGACUCUACUAUGACAUGUCGACCUCAGUCCCAGCCGCGAAGAGCGACAGCAUAAAGAGACUCAAUCUGGAAAAAAGUGAGACUACAGAAGCAGGGGAUGACGGAUGGAUUGUGCCCAACGAGGAGGAACUCGACAUACGCCGCAAUCCUCUGUUGGAGUUCCCAUUUCCAGUGAUAAAGAGCCUGGAGAAACUGGAAGAAUUCUCUUGUUCACCAUGCAACCUGGGUCCCACUAUUUCAAGUGGGCUCUUGAAUUUUCAGAGCAAUGCAUUGAAAAGGGUGUCCCUUGAAAAUGGAGGUAUCUCACGACUGGAACCAGGAGCCAUCACAGGUCUCAGUGCCGACACACGAGUUAGCCUCGCUGGAAAUGAGAUUACCACAAUGAACGAGAGAGUGUUUCAACCGAUCUUGAAGGAGAUGUCCCAGGGACACGGCUUCCUCGAUAUAAAGAACAAUCCCAUCCGGUGUGAUUCCAGUUUGUCCUGGCUGGCAUUCGCUCCUGGAUUGCUGAGAAAAGUUCUCGGUUCGUGUGAGGAUGGGACCGAUUUGAAGGACCCGGAUCUGAUGGAGUCUUUGAAAGUCAUCUCGACGAUGGCAUGUCCACCACGUCCUCAGUGUCCUGAUGGCCGCAAUCCUCUGUUGGAGUUCCCAUUUGCAGUGAUAAAGAGCCUGGAGAAACUGGAAGAAUUCUCUUGUUCACCAUGCAACCUGGGUCCCACUAUUUCAAGUGGGCUCUUGAAUUUUCAGAGCAAUGCAUUGAAAAGGGUGUCCCUUGAAAAUGGAGGUAUCUCACGACUGGAACCAGGAGCCAUCACAGGUCUCAGUGCCGACACACGAGUUAGCCUCGCUGGAAAUGAGAUUACCACAAUGAACGAGAGAGUGUUUCAACCGAUCUUGAAGGAGAUGUCCCAGGGACACGGCUUCCUCGAUAUAAAAAACAAUCCCAUCCGGUGUGAUUCCAGUUUGUCCUGGCUGGCAUUCGCUCCUGGAUUGCUGAGAAAAGUUCUCGGUUCGUGUGAGGAUGGGACCGAUUUGAAGGACCCGGAUCUGAUGGAGUCUUUGAAAGUCAUCUCGACGAUGGCAUGUCCACCACGUCCUCAGUGUCCUGAUGAAUGUGGAGUAAAGAGACGAGUUGCGACGUCGGGAACGGGCCCCGUUCACAUGGCAAGUGGGAAGGAAGCUCUCAUAGGGGAGUGGCCGUGGCAGGUGGCCAUCUACGAUAGGGCGGUUGAGGAAAUCAUAUGUGGAGGAGCUCUGAUUGCAGAGCGAUGGGUUCUCACCGCAGCGCAUUGCGUCGUGGAUUACGAACCCUUCUUCAGUAUCAGAGACGAGAGGGACUUCUUGAUCUAUCUCGGCAAGCACUAUCGGAAUAACUAUAUGGACGACGAAUUUGUGCAAACAAAGGAGGUGGCUCAAAUCAUCCCGAACGAGAGAAACUGGCGCCUAAGGUUUCAAUCUGACCUCGCACUAUUAAAACUACACGAGCCAACCAAACUGACGAAUGGAGUUCAACUGGUCUGCCUCCCCACUCAAGAAUACCUGUCUCGGAGCAAUGCACUACAAGGAACAAAAGGAUGGGUGGCAGGUUGGGGUCUCGACGCCUCGGAUUCUCCAUCUAAGUUCUUGAGAGAAGUACGACUUACAGUCUAUGACAUACUAAGUUGUGAAAAUCAAACCGCUACAACCGUAGGGAAAUUGCCCGAACUCACCGAUGCCCAUUUGUGCGCAGGACACCAGCCAGACACUCAUACUUCUACAAAAUGUGGAGUAAAGAGACGAGUUGCGACGUCGGGAACGGGCCCCGUUCACAUGGCAAGUGGGAAGGAAGCUCUCAUAGGGGAGUGGCCGUGGCAGGUGGCCAUCUACGAUAGGGCGGUUGAGGAAAUCAUAUGUGGAGGGGCUCUGAUUGCAGAGCGAUGGGUUCUCACCGCAGCGCAUUGCGUCGUGGGUUACGAACCCUUCUUCAAUAUCAGAGACGAGAGGGACUUCUUUGUCUAUCUCGGCAAGCACUAUCGGAAUGACUAUAUGGACGACGAAUUUGUGCAAACGAAGGAGGUGGCUCAAAUCAUCCCGAAUGAGAGAAACUGGCGCCUAAGGUUUCAAUCUGACCUCGCACUAUUAAAACUACACGAGCCAGCCAAACUGACGAAUGGAGUUCAACUGGUCUGCCUCCCCACACAAGAAUGCCUGUCUCGGAGCAAUGCACUACAAGGAACAAAAGGAUGGGUGGCAGGUUGGGGUCUCGACGCCUCAGAUUCUCCAUCUAAGUUCUUGAGAGAAGUACGACUUACAGUCUAUGACAUACUAAGUUGUGAAAAUCAAACCGCUACAACCGUUGGGAAAUUUCCCGAACUCACCGAUGCCCAUUUGUGCGCAGGACACCAGCCAGACACUCAUACUUCUACAACAUAUGAGACGCUGUGUGAAGGAGAUUCAGGGAGUCCUAUUGUCUUCCAGACGAACUCGAAGCAAGAAAGAAGUCCCUGGUUGGUCGAGGGAAUAUUUAGUCACAUCUACAUGAAUGAAACCCAGAAAUGCUCUGAAUUGCGCCCUGGCCAGUUUGCCAUCUUCACCAGGGUCCAUAAGUAAGACAUGACAUAUUUAUUCCUAUCCCUCAUCUAUCGCGUU